AUGAGUGUGCGCGGCAAGCAAGUGCAAAAUGGUACCUACGAGUUCGAUUACAUGCGAGUACCUGAUACCAGAACGCGCUGGCAGAUAUUUCGCGAUGGCAUCUACAAUCCGACGGAGGGAACGUACUGCGGUCAUCCGCCGAAAAAAUGGGGCAUGACUGUUAUCUUCUACGCUUGCUUCUACGCCGGACUGGCGAUACUUUUCAGCAUUUGCAUGAAAGCCAUGCUCGCCACAUUGAGCUAUGAGAAACCCAAGUGGACCUUAAGCAGCAGCCUGAUAGGUACUAAUCCAGGUUUGGGGUACCGACCGAUUCCGGAGAACCCCGAUGAGAGAUCACUUAUUUGGUACAACGCAUCAAAUGCAUCCGAAAUACGGAAAUGGACGAAACGCUUGGACAUGUUUUUGGAACAAUACAUCAAUUCAUCGCUUUUGCCAAAUGGCGGAAGAAACCAGCAGAUCUGCAGUUACAACAUGCCAGCGAAGCCUGAUAACGUAUGUGCGGUUGACGUAAACAAUUGGGGACCAUGUUCUCCAAAUCGACAAUACGGUUUCAACAACUCGGCACCUUGCGUUUUCAUUAAACUUAAUAGGAUAUACGGAUGGAUUCCCGAGUACUAUAACAACACUCAAAAUUUGCCGAGUGAAAUGCCAGUGGAACUAGUCAAAUACAUAAACAAAGUCGACGCUUCAUGGCUAAAUACCGUAUGGGUAUCUUGCAAAGGAGAGAAUCCUCAUGACCGAGAAAGUAUCGGUGAAUUGAAUUAUUAUCCUGAGGGACACGGCUUUCCAGGAUUCUAUUAUCCAUAUGAAAAUAUUCCCGGAUACUUAAGUCCCGUCGUCGCCGUCCAUUUUCUUCGACCAACAAGAAACCAGAUCAUCAACGUAGAGUGUCGAGCAUGGGCGAAAAAUAUCAAGUACAGUUCGUAUAGAUCCGAAAAGAAGGGUGCAGUACACUUUGAACUGAUGGUCGACGAAUGA
This is a messenger RNA of Temnothorax curvispinosus, 978 nucleotides long. Its product is annotated as sodium/potassium-transporting ATPase subunit beta-2-like. NCBI's taxonomy places the organism in Eukaryota, Metazoa, Arthropoda, Insecta, Hymenoptera, Formicidae. Gene Ontology annotation, molecular function: ATPase activator activity. Gene Ontology annotation, cellular component: sodium:potassium-exchanging ATPase complex. Gene Ontology annotation, biological process: sodium ion export across plasma membrane; intracellular potassium ion homeostasis; potassium ion import across plasma membrane. The transcript has 7 exons. The record is from RefSeq and is a predicted model, not a curated record. Bases 1 to 978 code for a protein of 325 amino acids.